UUCGUUAUUGAUCCCCAAUGCAAUGAAAACCUUUCCUUACGAAGUGUUGAGAAACAUUGGCACGUUUUUAAACCAAGUGGAACAAAAAGAAUGUUCGCGCGUGUGUCAUUCGUGGUUAGCUCCGUUUCGGGCUCUUGUUUUCCAAAAGGCUGUCUUACUUCACCUUUCGCAAUUGCAGCGAUACAAUGAGCAAGCAGCGUCGUUGAGGAGACUAACACAAUCGCUUCAUAUAAAUGUGCCACUGACAGAUGCCAUGUUGCUCGAUUUUGCAGAGGCCAGUCCCAAUGUGCACACGUUGACUUUAUUUGUUAAUUUGCUCAACAACCUUUCGAUUCCCAAAACGUUGACGGUCAUUCGUACGUACUGGCUAAAGAGUUUGACCAAGAUCCGUAUGGAUGGACUUUUGCUUCCUGAAGUAUUGCCUCUGCUCUGUCAUCAAUUGGAGGAUGUGACGGGCGACUGGCGUGGAUUUUAUGACGAGAAUAGACAGAUCAUCCCGAUGCCCAAGUUGAGGAUAUUGGAUAUUGAAGAUGAUUACAGUGCCAAUGAACGGAUGCUGUCCUCCAGACUAUUGAACAGUAUUCGUGUUGCCUACCCACAGCUUCGAAAAUUGUCUGUGGGCUAUUUCUUUGUGGGGACGGAACUAAUGGAGGAGGAAGGGGAGGAGUGGGAAGGUGAGUAUGCACCGUUUCCCUUUGUCAGGUCAUUUCAUAUCAUGAAUUGUGACGAAUUGGAUGAUGCGUACCCUAGUUUUCGGAAAUUGUUCAAGGGCCUGAAGGAGUAUUCGCUUGUAAGGUCAACACCGCAAGAUGAUGAAGAGAUUCGGUUGAAGACGUAUGCGGAUUUGGUUGUGGAUCAUCCAGCGAUUCAUACUUUAAAAAUUGAUCAUUGCACAAAAGACCCCGUAGGUCUUUUCGAUGUGCUUUCUAAAUUGAAGGACUUGCGAUCGUUGCAUCUGGAAUUGACGGGAGAGACAGGCGUGAUUACGAAGCGGUAUCGUAUCAAUCUAUCGCAGCUUUUAUUGCGACUUCCCCAAUUGAAGAAAUUAAACAUUUGGGGUCUGGCGCAUAUUGGUGUGGGAGAAUCGCUUGAACAUUAUUUAUGCGGAACCGCGGGAUUCUUCGAUGCGGGCUGUAAAGAAGAGGACGAGUAUGAAUCGCCGGAGAUGAUGUCGAGGGUAGCGCCCUGUGUGACAUACGAUUCUGAUGUGUUUGUAGGUGACCACCCUUACUUUGGCAACGGGGAAGAGCUGAUGACUGAGGGACUUCGUGAGGUGGUGGUAAAGAAACAUUUCCCGGAAAACGAUCGAUGGCCUGUGUAUGGCAGGCUCAACUUUUCUACAAGCCACAUGGUGCCAGGAUUCACAUGUCAGUUGACCAGUUUACAUCUUACCAUGACAACGUUACGAAAUCCCACUUUUCAGUGGCUGGCGUUGCAUUGUCCCAUGUUACAAGAAUUGUUUGUUCUUCAGUCUGAGCCGUACCCUUAUUUUGUGGUGGAGUUAGGUGAACGAUUACGUACGUUUGAAUGGUCGUUUGACGAACGCUAUAUCAAGUAUGGACCACCUCCGUUAGUGACUUUAAAUGGAAGCCGUUAUUUCCGAUACAUAAGCGUUACAGGCUAUGUCCAGGUUGAAACGGACAGUUUUCAGGAUACGUCGUUUCGAAUUGAUAUCCAUCAUGGACCCAAACUGGCAAGUUUAAAAAUAUGUGAACACACACUGUCUAUAAAUAGCAUCCAAGAAUAA
Messenger RNA from Mucor mucedo, 1747 nucleotides. RefSeq lists its product as uncharacterized. The transcript has a single exon. Lineage: Eukaryota; Fungi; Mucoromycota; Mucoromycetes; Mucorales; Mucoraceae. The record is from RefSeq and is a predicted model, not a curated record. The coding region runs from base 23 to 1747 and encodes 574 amino acids.